UAUAUUUCUCUUUUAGAUUAAACUGCAGAAUGAGGUUCAGAGUAUUGUUUAUCGUUUCUCUCUCCUUGUUUGCAUAUGGGACAUGUGAAAUAAAGGGUGUCAUUCACCAGCUUCCUUUGGUAGAUGCUGAACUUGGAAGCAGCGUGAUUUUACCCUGCUCUUAUUCAUUUGACUUGAUACACACUGUUUCAUGGUUUAAACAGACCGUUGGCAAAAAACCUCUUCUUAUUGGAUAUUCAUCUCAUCUCUCAGGAAGUUUUAUAUAUCAAAAUGGCUUUGACAAGGUCAAACGGUACUCUUUUGAAGUUGGAACUGACUUUUUAAAUAUGAGCAUUAUAAACCUGAAGGAAAAUGAUUUUGCAAACUACUUUUGUGCCGUGACCUUCAUCAGCACAAUUCAGUUUGGAGAAGGAACGAUUUUGCUUCACAAAGGUAAAGAUUCUGCCAGUGGGUCCACAGUUCUCCAGCAGCCUGUAUCUGACAGACUUCAUCCAGGAGAUUCAGUGACUCUGCAGUGUUCGGUCAUCAGUCAGAUCUGUGCAGGAGAAUACAGCGUCUACUGGUUUAGACAUUCAUCAGGACAUUCUCAUCCAAGACUCAUUUACACCCGUGAUAACAGGAGUGAUCAGUGUAUAGAGAGAUCAGAGAAUGGCUUUUCUACCCAGAGCUGUGUCUACAGUCUCUCUCAGACUGAACUCAAACCAUCUGAUGCUGGGGUUUAUUACUGUGCUGUUGCCACAUGUGGGAAGAUACACUUUGGAAAUGGAACUAAGUUGAUUAUUGAAGGUAAUAUUUGAUUUGCUAGAAAUUAUUUUUAGUACCGCAAUGUCUUUGGUUAUAAGUUGAAUGUUAGGUAUUUUAUGUAUUUAUUGUAGCACAUGAAAUCUCACAUCUAUGUGACUUU
Cyprinus carpio (common carp) is the source of this 904-nucleotide messenger RNA. Its product is annotated as immunoglobulin kappa light chain-like. NCBI's taxonomy places the organism in Eukaryota, Metazoa, Chordata, Actinopteri, Cypriniformes, Cyprinidae. Bases 30 to 797 code for a protein of 255 amino acids. The transcript has 3 exons. The record is from RefSeq and is a predicted model, not a curated record. Gene Ontology annotation, biological process: response to bacterium.